This is a messenger RNA of Ceratotherium simum simum (southern white rhinoceros), 1930 nucleotides long. Lineage: Eukaryota; Metazoa; Chordata; Mammalia; Perissodactyla; Rhinocerotidae. The record is from RefSeq and is a predicted model, not a curated record.
ACCAGGCCCAAGUACAGCCAGCUGGGGUGGAGGGGCCGCCCUUUUCUCGCCUUAUCUCCUAGCGAACGGGAACAAAAAACCGAAACCAAAACCUGCCUGCAGGGCCCUCACCCGGUCGCCCGCGCUCCGCUCGACUUGGGCGCUGCCGGCCGCUGAGGGCGCGUCUCUCCUCCGCCAUGGCAUCAAUGGUGAAUGUCAGGGAAUCUAAAGCUUCUGAAAGAACGGUUGUAGUUGCUGGUCUUCCGGUUGCAACGGUUUUUAAUGCUCAAUUACUGGCCACAUUAGUGAAGAUUCACUUCCAAGAUAGUAAGAAUGAGGGUGGAGUUGUUGAAGAUGUGAUAUAUCCAACAAGAACCAAGGGAGUUGCAUAUGUAACAUUCAAAGAAAAAAAAGUUGCAGAGAAUGUCAUCAGAAAAAAGAACCACUGUCUAGUAAAGAAGUUUGUACCCACUCCACUCACAGUCUCUCAUCUUAGUGAAGAGGUCUUCAGCUCUGUAAAGGCUAUCCUUGAUCUUUCUGUUUUUCGGAGUCAAGUCAUUCUAGAAAGUCUGGUAAUGGACCUGAAAAGGAAAAUCCCAACUUUAUGCUUCAGUCAUUUGGAACCCAGUGGAAGAAUCUCCGUUCAGGGAUCAUUUCUGGCUAUCAAGAGGCUCAAAGAAUCUUUGCUAUUAAAAGCAAGUUCUCUUUUAGAAAAAAACAGGAAUUUUAUCAGUGAGGGGAAAGAGUGGAAUAGAGAGAGCCCCAGAAGGAGUCUACAGGGAAGUAGUAUUUCUUCGGAGUCACUCAGGUCCUCAGUAUCUAAGACUAGUGGAAGUGGAGAAAUGCUUGUUCUCGACACAGAUGUUUUCCUUUACCUGAAAAAGAAGUGUGGAUAUUAUGAAAGAGCUUUGAAAAAAUUUCAUGUUUUAUGUCAGGAGAGAGUGGAUGGUGAAAUUACCACAAUUUGUAUAAAAAGUUCUCACGCUAUUUCUCAUCCAAAUGAUGAAACAUAUGUAAAAAAGCUCAUUGAGAAAUAUUCACAUAUUCUUCACUUUGAACUUAGAAAAGAGACAAUUAUUUUGGAUGGAAAGGAAAACAGAGAGAAAAGAAAUAUUAAGUUGGCAUGUGAACAACUGAAUUCAAAGUACCCUCAGGUUCUGAUUAAUUCUUAUAAGACACAUGUUGACAUUAUAGGAUCUUCCUCUGAUGUUUACUUGUUUAAAAAAGAGGUCAUGAAAUUAAUAAGGCAAAAAGUUAGGUAAUAAUCUCAGCAAUAGUAAUGAUCAUGGCUGCUGCUUUCUCUUACUUUGCAGUGACAAUGCCAUGUAUGACACUAGCUUUGUACGAAUUAUCUCAUUUAAUCCUUACAACCAUCCUUCAUUGUAGGCAUUGCUAUCUUCAUGUUAUAGGGGAAGAAACUAGGAUUUGGAGAAGUUAAAAACACUUGUUUGAGGUUAUCCAGCUGGCGGGGAAUGGGACUAGGGUUAAACCCAGUCUAUCUGACUACAAAGAUAAUAUCUAAGGUAUAAAACUUUGAGGAAAGUCUCACUAAACUUUGAAGAAAUCUCUCUUUCUCUGUAACCCCAAAUUCUUACAAAAAGAAGUACUCUAAAUUCUAACAUAUGAGAAGUUCGGAUGAUUAUUAUUACACCAUUGCCAGUUUCUUAACAUUUACAAAGUUUGCAUUUACUCCAAAUAGAAUUAAAACUCACCUGAGAAGCUACUUAGAUGGAGAGUAUUUCUGAUGCAGGUAAUCAUUACUUGACUAAAUCCCAUUGGUACAAGGCGACUGGACAUACAGGACACUUUUACUGCAGGUUAUUUAGCCUAAGUGCUUACAUAAAAUGUUGGUUCUCCUGUUAAAAUUAUGAAGAAAGUGUAGCAUCUUUUUUUUUAUUCCCCCUUUUAUUUUAUAAUUGUAUUAUUGUUAGAGUAACAGCUUUGGAUGAGU